Molecule: messenger RNA, 681 nt
Organism: Truncatella angustata
Lineage: Eukaryota; Fungi; Ascomycota; Sordariomycetes; Amphisphaeriales; Sporocadaceae
Product: DUF1000 domain protein
Exons: 2
Coding region: 1-681 (226 amino acids)
Cellular component (GO): nucleus
Source: RefSeq, a predicted model, not a curated record
AUGUCACACUGCCACGACGAGCAUGAGCACUCUCAUGGUGGGGGCGGCCAUGACCAUGAGCACGACCACUCCGACGACAUCACGCCAGCCUUGCAGCACAGCUUGUAUCAACAUAUCGAUUUUGACGCAGUCAUCACCAUGAAUGAGGCUUCUCCAGGUUCGGGCAAGGCCAUCAUCAAAAAGACGUGGGCUGAGCGUUUGCAGAUCGAACCGGAGCUCGAGAGCGAUGCUGACGAGCAGAUCAUUCUAAAUAUACCAUUUACGGGCCAAGUAAAACUACACUCCAUCCUUCUGCGCUCUUCACCUUCAGACUCCGCACCGCGAACUCUGAAGGUCUUCAUCAACCGCUCGGACAUGGACUUCGAGACGGCGUCGGAGCUAGACCCGACACAGCAAUUCGAGCUCUCGCAGACCUCGGACAUUCAAGAGCUGCCCGUCAAGCGUGCUCUCUUCGGAAAGGUUCAACGGCUCACCCUGUUCCUGGAGGAUAACUUUGGGGAUGGCGACGAGGACGUCACCCGGUUGAGUUAUCUGGGGUUCAAGGGCGAGUGGAUGCAGCUGGGUCGCGCCCCGGUCAAUAUACUGUAUGAGGCGGCGCCGAACCCGAACGAUCAUGCGCUAAAGGGCACGAACGUAAAUGCGAUGGGAAGUGGCAUUGGUGGAAGGGGGCCAGACGUGUAG